GAAGUGCAUCGCCGUAGUCCUGAGCUUGGUCACGUACGUCCACUGUUCCGUCUCGAUUGGUUGUGGAUUGACAGUGAACCCGUUACUGCAGCUGGCAAUACGUUCCUUCUGUCCGCCUCCUCAUGCGACCUCCUGAGGGAGAUUUUAAAUGUCCACAAGUGCGAUUUCUGCAGUGUUGCAGUUCAUUUUUGGACUGUCUUGGUCACUGGCUUUCGACAGGUGGCGCAAUGAGAUGCUGGUCAGGCCCGCGGUCAGCAAGGCCUUGGCCCCCGGGCUGUGGAAGGCUACUUCAAGUUCCAUCUCAUAGCGUCUGCUCAAUACAAGCCGGAGCAUGGAUGUAUACGGUUUACCUUUACUGGUCUAGACGCCACUAGCCGGACUUGGGCUCUGCAGCGAUACGUACAAGCGGGGCAGACGGACGAGCACCGGCCAAUAUUUGAAACCUGCAUCGAACCCGAUCCAUUGCUGGGCGUCUACUCAACGCCCAGUGCAUGUGACGUCACUUGUGCAGCCACGCUGCUGCUGUCGUCACCGGCAGCAGAGCGCGCGACGCGUCGGGGCCACGACAGCCCUCUAUAAAGCACGAGUGGUUGGCCUCCGCUGGUCACGUCUACCACCCUCAUACCUCCAACCAUGUACGCCGCUUCCACAACUCUCCGCAGCACGAGCAAGACCGUGCUUCGUCGCUACCCAGUCGUCGCACGUCGCGUCGCGGGCAGGCGUACUUCCCAGCGCUUCCAGUCGUCCUCCACAGGAUUUGGGUCGGGGACGGGCUCGUCAACAUCAUACGAUGCUUCCCAUCUUGCAGCCGGCUUAGCAGGUGGUUCAGUGGUGCUCCUCGGAGUCUAUGCGUGGUACCACCUCUCUGGCACGAAGAAAGUCGUCCAGUCUACCCAGAAGGCUGCACAAUACUACGAGCAGGCCAAGCAGGCGAUCGCUGAGAAGACGCCCAAGGACCCGAACGAGGCCCUCGACUACCUCCGCAGCUUCGCUCAGUCGUACCUCGUCGUCAUCCCUGGCGCCCGCCCGCACAUCGACGCCGCGUUUGAUACCAUCGACCAACUGCGUGACUCGCAUGGCGACGAGGUGAAUCGCGUCGUCGGCGACGGCUACGAGGAGGUGCGCGUCAUCAUCCGCGAUUCGGGCGCCAUGGACGCGAGCACCGCGAUGCGGGUGCUUGAUGUGCUAAGGAGACGAAGCGGGGAGCUGGAAGAGCUAGGGAAGAAGGCCGGGAAGGACGCGUUCGGCUCGCUGAGCGAGAAGUACCCGCAGGUAUCGGAGAAGCUUGGCGGCGGGUACGAAGAAUUCAAGCGACUCGCAAAAUCGAAGGGCCCGGAGGCAAAGAAGAUCUUCGAUGACACGGCCAAGCAGAUACGUGAGAUCUUCAGCAAGGGUUUCUCGCAGGACAACAUUAACCAAGCGCGCGAGCUGGUCCAGUCGAAGACCUCCGAGGUCCGCAAGAUUGUGAAAGCGUCCUCUCAAGAGGCUUGGAAUAAGUCGAUAGAGGAGGCGUCUCCGUACCUUGACAAUAUUCCUGAGAUCAAGCAGCUCUUGAACGACAACGCCUCCGCCUUCAUCGCCGCCGGUGCCACGGGCCUCACCGGAGGCUCCUCCAGCACGCAAGAGCUUUUCUCUCGCAUAAAGGAUCUCGCACAAGGCGACGCCCUGAAGAACAAGGAGAAGAUGAACGAACUCAGGGAUUUCGUGAAGGAGAAGGCGCACGAGGCGGAGGAGCAGGGCAGCCAAGAGCUCGAGCGCGGCUGGCAGAGCCUGCAGGAGUGGAUCCGUACGAUGCCGGGCGGAGACGAGGCGCUGGAGCGGCUGCCGGACGUGAAGGUGUUCGUGCAAGUGUCGCGGGAGAAAAGCGACGAGGCUAAGAAGCUGGUAAAGGAGACGUACGAGGGCGUGUUACGUGUGCUGGAGGAGAAGGGAAAGAAGGCGAAGCAGUUGGCUGGAGAGGUGCAGGACGACUCGAAGAAGAGGUCGUGAGUGACUUUUCAGGGAUUGGGAUGAACAUCGGGAUUUAUGGGACGUAUACCUUAUGUUGCC
Messenger RNA from Dichomitus squalens LYAD-421 SS1, 2049 nucleotides. RefSeq lists its product as uncharacterized. NCBI's taxonomy places the organism in Eukaryota, Fungi, Basidiomycota, Agaricomycetes, Polyporales, Polyporaceae. Bases 634 to 1989 code for a protein of 451 amino acids. The record is from RefSeq and is a predicted model, not a curated record. The transcript has 3 exons.